This is a messenger RNA of Trematomus bernacchii (emerald rockcod), 4568 nucleotides long. It is a transcript of the gene hdac6, whose product is annotated as histone deacetylase 6. Gene Ontology annotation, cellular component: histone deacetylase complex. Gene Ontology annotation, molecular function: zinc ion binding; histone deacetylase activity. The record is from RefSeq and is a predicted model, not a curated record. Bases 93 to 3401 code for a protein of 1102 amino acids. Lineage: Eukaryota; Metazoa; Chordata; Actinopteri; Perciformes; Nototheniidae. Gene Ontology annotation, biological process: chromatin organization. The transcript is spliced from 29 exons.
GUUUUGACGUUCAGUUGGCGCUUAGAAAGAAAUACAAGAAGAAGAAGAAGAAGAAGAAGAAGCAAGCAGAAGGUGGCAAAAGUGGUUCAGAGAUGCAGUCUGGUUCAGGUUCUCCGGGAUCUGGGAAGAAGUCAGUCAGAAGAUCCCCCCGUCUGUCUCCUCAGUGCACCAGCAGCAGCAGUAAAGAAAAGGAGGAGGGGAAAGGAGGAAGCAGUCUGCAGGAGGCGAAGAGGAGAGGAAAGAUGGAGAGGAGCAGAGAUGAAGACGAGGAGGAGCUGAACGACAAACUGCAGACACUGGAUCUGUCCAGCCAAUCAGCAGCCAGAGGAACAGGUCUGGUUUACUCUGAGAUCUUCACUCAUCAUAAGAACCUGUGGGACUCCAGUCAUCCAGAAUGUCCCGACAGAGUGACGUCCAUCAUGGAGGAGCUGCAGAGACAGGAGCUGCUGUCUCACUGCGUCACGGUGGAGCCCAGAGAAGCUGCAGAAGAAGAGCUGCUGCUCUCUCACACGAAACAAUAUGUGGAUUUGAUGAGGUCGACGCAGACGAUGACAGAAAGUGAACUUCAAACUCUGUCAGAGAAAUACGACUCGGUGUACAUUCAUCCUGAGUCUUUCCAGGUGUGUGUGAAGGGGGUGGGUUCAGUCCUGCAGCUGGUCGAUCAGGUGAUGACCUCUGAACUCAGGAACGGAUUUGCCGUCGUCAGACCUCCAGGUCACCACGCUCAGUCUGACAUGUCCAACGGUUUCUGCAUCUUCAACAACGUGGCGAUCGCAGCACGAUACGCUCAGACCAGACACUCAGUCCGCAGGGUGUUGAUAGUGGACUGGGAUGUUCAUCACGGUCAGGGUAUCCAGUACCAGUUCAAGGACGACCCCAGUGUCCUGUACUUCAGUGUGCACAGGUAUGAGGAGGGGUCUUUCUGGCCUCACCUGUCGGAGUCUGACAGUCAGUUUGUCGGCAGCGGACGAGCUGAAGGCAGAAACAUCAACCUGCCCUGGAACAAGACGGGGAUGACAGACGCUGAUUACAUCGCAGCUUUUCAACAACUGCUGCUGCCCGUAGCCUACGAGUUUCAGCCUCAGCUGGUCCUGGUCUCUGCUGGAUUUGAUGCUGCCGUCGGAGAUGAGAAGGGCGGGAUGUGUGUGAAUCCUCAGUGUUUCCACGUUCUGACUCACAUGCUGAUGAGUUUGGCAGAAGGUCGACUUGUUCUCGCUCUCGAGGGGGGUUAUGACCUGCAGUCGACAGCAGAGGGCGCUGCAGCGUGUGUCAGAGCUCUGCUGGGAGGAGCCUGCCCUUUCCUGACUCCGCCCUAUGCUCCGUCUGACAGUGCUCUGCAGUCCAUCUCUCAGACGGUCUCAGCUCUGUAUCCCCACUGGGCCUCACUGCAAACACUCGAAGGCAGCCGAUUGGCUGAGGGGCAUGUCAUCAGAGCAACAGCCAAUGAGAAAAGCACAAAGCACACUGACCCGCCUCCCUCUGUUGCCAGGACAACAGGUCUGGUUUAUGAUGAGAAGAUGAUGGAGCACCUGAACCUGUGGGACAGACAUCACCCUGAACAGCCUCAGAGGAUCUUUAAAAUCUUCUCCAAACAUCAGCAGCUGGGAUUGGUUGGUCGUUGCAAACGGAUACCAGUUCGCCUAGCAACAGAGGAGGAGCUCUCCACCUGUCACAGUGUGCAGCACAUCGAGCAGAUGAAGGCCACAGCAGAGAUGAAGCCCAGAGAUCUGCACAAACUGGGUCUGGAGUUUAACUCCAUCUUCAUCAACAACCAGAGCUACCAGUGCGCUCUGCUGGCUGCAGGAGGCUGCUUCAGCGCUGUGGAGAGGAUCCUCUCAGGAGAGGUGAGUAACGGCGUGGCGAUCGUCCGUCCUCCCGGUCAUCACGCAGAGAAAGACUCUCCGUGUGGUUUCUGUUUCUUCAACACGGCAGCCGUCACAGCUCGCCACGCACAGAAAAUAUCCCAUGAUGCACCGCUGCGAGUCCUCAUCCUGGACUGGGACGUUCACCACGGCAACGGGACGCAGCAUAUGUUCGAGGACGACGACAGCGUCCUGUACAUCUCGCUCCAUCGCUAUGACAACGGAUCGUUCUUCCCGUCCUCAUUGGACGCCGCCCCGGACAGGGUGGGCGUGUCUAAAGGGGCGGGGUUUAACGUCAACGUGGCGUGGAGCGGCGGGCGGAUGGGCGACUCCGACUACCUCGCUGCCUUUCACAGCGUCAUCAUGCCGAUCGCCACCGAGUUUAACCCCGGUCUGGUUCUGGUGUCGGCCGGGUUCGAUGCCGCUCGAGGGGAUCCACUGGGGGGGUACAAUAUGACGCCGGAGGGAUACGCCCACCUGACUCACCUGCUGAUGUCACUGGCUGGGGGGCGGGUCCUACAUAUACUGGAGGGAGGUUAUAACCUGUCAUCCAUCUCUGACUCCAUGGCGAUGUGCACAAGCGUGUUGCUAGGAGACCCUCCUCCCUCUUUGGCGACGCCCCUCCCCCCUCCUCAUCACAACGCCGUGGCAACGAUCAACGAGGUCAUCCGACACCACGCCCCCUACUGGAAGUCGCUACGGAUACGCAUCCCAGAGUCUGUCCGGGUGUCUCUGCCUUCCCCAAAGCAUCGUGGGAAACGUAUUUUUAAAGGAAAAGGCAAGAAGUCAGAGCAAGGCAGCACAAACAAACCCCCUCUGCCCCCUUCAGAAUCGGAGAAAACAACGUCCAAUCAGACGGAGUGUGGUCUGGAGCAGCUCACGCAGGGAUUGGCCGGUUUGGAUAUCAGUCAAACUUCAGCCAAUCACACUCCUGCUAAAUCCACAGAAGUGGGCGGGGCCAGGCCGAAGGUACGCCAAAGCCCGGAGAAGGUGGAGUCAUCUGCAGUGACACCUGAGAACAGCCAAUCAGCUGACAGUACACAACCUCAGGAUGUUGCCGUGGCAGCUCCAGAGUCAGUUGCCCCUGGAGACAAGCCUGCCAGUGAAGCAGGGGCGGGACCGGAGGAGGACGGAGCGUGUGGCUGGUCGAAGCCUCAGACCUCUCUGGAGCUGACGUGUGGAGGACAGGCGAAUACCCCUCUCUACGUGGUGGACCCUCUCUCCUGGUGUCCUCACCUGGACGUCGUUAAGCCCCUCCCCCCGGCAGGUAUCGACAUCUUCCAGUCGUGUAAGGACUGUGGCUCCGAGGCUGAGAACUGGAUCUGUCUCACCUGCUACCAGGUGUUCUGCGGUCGUUAUGUUAACGAGCACAUGGUGACUCACGGCGUUGUGUCUGAACACCCGAUGGUGCUGAGCUUCUGUGACCUGUCUGUGUGGUGCUACCUGUGUGAGGCCUACGUGCACAACCAGAUUCUGUUUGAAGCUAAGAACUCAGCGCACUGCGCCAAAUUUGGAGAGGAGAUUCCUCCAUGGAGCUGAGAGGAAGACGAGGAGGUGAAGGAGAAUGGGAGGACAUGAUGAAGAGGAGAUUUAGGUGGAGAUGAAGAUAAGGAUGCAGGUGUAAAAAGUGACCUCAAACACAGUGUGUCAAAGCUGCCAAAAAACAAACACAUGAAGAAGUGAUGUUUUAUAUUUUUUAACUGCAGAUCGGUGCUCAUUAUCAUCUUCAGCACAAAGUUUAUCCAACAAAAAAGAGACAGCAGAGGAAGAAGAGUGGUGAUGAUUUCAGAAAGAGGCCACGCCCACAAACAGUGACUCAAUAACGUGAAAUCUGCAGUUUUAUUUUUUUUAGACUUUUUGCAUGUAUUUGGUAUUCUUUCAUAACACACUUGAAAGAUGUUAGUUUUGAUUAAUUACUUCCAAACUCUCAUUACUUCCUGCAAUAUAUCUGCCUUUAAAAGAUGCCACAAAUGGCCGAUAACGAUCGAUGUCUUGCUCACUUUACUUUAUUUUUAAAAUAAUGUAUUACUUUGUAUAGUGUCAGAAAAUACCUAAACCAAGUUGGUUUGUUUUGCAAACAGGUUGCCAUGUUUUCUUGCUCCAAAUAGGGAAAACAACUUUAAAAGAGAUUAGGUAAAAAGAUCAUGUUCUGGGAAGAGAAACGGAGAAAAAAAAAGGAAAGGGAUGAUUAUUUCAACCAGAAAGAAAAUAAAUGGAUGAAAAUUCUGAUAAUUCAACGUAUAAUCUGCACUUUUUAAUUUAAUUAUUUUACUGUUUCUUUAUAUCACACAGUCUGACGGUAUUAGAGCAUUACCUCACGUCAGAAGUGUUUGAUUUUCACACCUGUUAAAUAUGUUAUUGUUGGAAACAAAGUUAUGCAUCUUUAAACUUUAACAUUUAAGUUUGUAGCUGCACACUCUAGAGUUUUAUAUGAACGUUUCCGCUUUAGUUUGACAAGUCUGAACAUUUGGUGUUUCUGUCGGUAAAUUAAGCUUCUGUGUUUGAAUGUGUUUUCUCUUUAAAGCUGAGCAAAUGUGAACAAACAAUGAAACAAACCAGUUUCUGCAUCUGAGGAGCGUUUGAUUUAAAGACUGAAGGUGGUGGUCAGUGUUAGGGUGGAGUUAAGAGUGUGUGUGUGUGUGUGUGUGUGUGUGUGUGUGUGUGUGUGUGUGUGUGUGUGUGUGUGUGUGUGUGUGUGUGUGUGUG